CUAGCUAGACUAGUCUGCCAAGGAUUCUCUACUAGCUACUGGUAGCUAGCUAGAUGGUACUUCGAUGCGGUACCGGUCGCCUUGCCAUCAAGUUUCGUUCGACAACUACUGACUGGUCAACCACUAUCACCUUACCAGAUCACCUAAUCAAUCAUCAGUGAUCCUUCCGAAGACCGCUGAGUUACUUGUCUAUCACAAUUUUCAGUUUUCGCAACCGAAAAGGCACAACAAACUUUUUGCAAGUCCCCAGGACGCCUCAUUUUCAUCCAACAGCAAGCUCAUCCAACACAAACCAUGCCGUCUGAAUCUGACCUUGCCGUUGCGACUCGUCGCUCCAUCAAGAAGCUCUUUCCCAUGGGCUCGAUCAUGAGUAGUGGCAUGGAUAAUCCCAUUACGUUGCAUUCUGUGAACCAAGAUGUGUUUGCAAGGAUCUGGUCCUUGAUUGCCGAGACCAUGGUGGUUCAGGUGGAGCUCAGCCGCAGCACCAAGGAAGAGAUUGCUAGCUUGGUGUCGGAGCGAAACUCCUGCCCCGUUUGCAUUGCAGCACACAAUUUCAUGGGUAUCACGGCCAUUGUGGUGGAUCAGAAUGCUCAAAAGAACAGCAAGAAUGUGGACACCAAGAAGAUGAAUGAUAGGCAAAAGCAACACGACCAGGCAAUCCAGUACGCCGAGUUGCUGCUCAGUGAGAUGAAAGCGCAGAAGCGAAUGUGCGGAUUGCAACCCACCCCCACCAAGAAGACGCCCAAACGGUCCUCCAGUUCGGGUUCCGUGGGCUCUGGCAAGUCCAUCGGGUCGGGAAGCGAUGGUUCUUCCAAGAAGAAGAGAAAGAGGAAGAGCCGAAGGUUCACUCACUUGAAUGCUACUGCCAAGGCAGAGAUUGCCUUGGUGGUUAUGCUUUUCGAUCACAUGAACCGUGUCGUCUCAGUCAUCAUGGGCGAAGAAAUGUCUACAGCCAUGUUCAAUGUCCCUCGAUCGCUGGCCAGGGCCAUGGAGGCACCCAGUGCCGUCAAGGCCAUGUCGCGGCUGAUGGCACCCGUGUUCUCGGGUACCUUCAAGGUCAAGCAUCAACCAGGGGUGACUCUGAGUCUCUUCCCCGACGAACAAUCUGCGGGUUCAGCCAAUGCAUCUCUGCUGCCGGAAAACAUUCAAGGAGUUGUUUUGGCCGGUCUCGAACGUGCCAAUGCGGUGGGUCGUCUGGUGGAGUGGGUGACUACCUUUGAAAAGGAGAAACUCAUCAAGACUGACAUCAUGUCCCGUCAUUUGAUUCGAUUCCUGGACAAAAAGGUAGACCUUCCGCAUGGCGGUGUGAACUUUGCCUCGCCGGAAGAGGUGGUCGAAUGGAUGGAAGGAAAGAUGAAGACAGAAGUCACUACCGAAAUCAUGGGAGAUGAGUCGGGGGACGAGUCCAUCUACGGUACCGAACGGUCCAUUGCAAUGGUUCUGCUUCUAUCGUCGUUUGCUCCUCAGACAACUUACGGUAGCAGUCACUGGGAGGACUUGGUCGAACGCGUGGGCGUUUCCAUGGCGCGAUCGAUUGUCAUUUGGUGGUCGCUACGCACCACUUUCAAGGAAUGCAAGGGGCUGGACGACAAGAUUGACCAGAGCAAAAUGGUGGCGCUGUUGACCGGUCUCACACCACAAUAGACACUCUUUCAAGCUAGGAAACGACGAGGAAAAACUAGAGGCUACAUACUACAUACAUGUACACAUAAACGUAACCAUUUUGAUUUCAACUUCCUUC
This is a messenger RNA of Seminavis robusta, 1741 nucleotides long. The record is from the annotation of a GenBank genome assembly. NCBI's taxonomy places the organism in Eukaryota, Bacillariophyta, Bacillariophyceae, Naviculales, Naviculaceae.